GCGACGGAGGAUCCUUACUUAGAUGUGGAUGUUGCGCAGUCCAUCCCGGUGGAGCGGCACGGUGAGCAGGCCAAGAGCAAAGCGGCUUUGCGUCGACCGGCGGUGGCCGUGUUGAAGCGGCCCGCCUUUGCGGCUGGCGGCAGGGCGCUUGGCGACGAUGGGGGGUGGGAAGCCUGUGUCCAACGUGGGGCCCACUACCACGAGUCUUGGUUUGCCAGCGAGUUUCCCGUCAGUGACAGCGAUUGCCCUGAAGACCUUCAGGUUGCAAUCGAU
Molecule: messenger RNA, 273 nt
Organism: Symbiodinium sp. CCMP2592
Lineage: Eukaryota; Dinophyceae; Suessiales; Symbiodiniaceae
Source: the annotation of a GenBank genome assembly